This is a messenger RNA of Bombus huntii, 3717 nucleotides long. RefSeq lists its product as uncharacterized. Bases 571 to 3255 code for a protein of 894 amino acids. Lineage: Eukaryota; Metazoa; Arthropoda; Insecta; Hymenoptera; Apidae. The transcript is spliced from 4 exons. The record is from RefSeq and is a predicted model, not a curated record.
CCACCGACCACAGUUUGAAAGCAACCUCCGUCAUGAUCGCGUCAGCUGGCUUCUAGUUGCCCCACCUCAUCGGAAACAAGCCGUCCGCGCGCGUGUUUGGAUUAGCUCGCGGCGGGUAUCCGCUCGAGCAGUUUUCCGUCCACUUCUGAUCUCCCUGUCCUCGAGCGCGUUCCGGAUCACUCGACAGAAAUCCUGUUCCGAAAGGAUACAGGGAUAGGCGCGAUCGAUGCCUUUCUAGAGUCUAAAAUCCAACGAUCCGUGGUAUUUGCCCUGACCUUUGUUCGUAUCGCAGCAUUAAAGCAUCAAGCAGGGUGUGUCUAUAAGAAGUUUUCUUUACAAGGAAAGUUUUCAAGUGUUCGAUCAAUCGAGACAGAUGUAACCGACUUCGAAAAAGAGAAAGAGGGGUCGAGGAAGAUCCAGAUCGAUGAAAGUGUGCCUUGCGUACGAGUAACGGUGUGCUGUAAACGAUGUGAGGAAGAUCUUCGCACAAGAGAAUCGAAGGCGAUCGAUCGCGGUCGUUGAACAACGCGGCCUUUUGUUCCCUCGGAGGAUCGUCUUGGAUCAACGAAGAUGAGCGGCAGAAGAAGAGUGUUUAGUGCCCUGAAUGGGCUAAAGUGUGAUCGUGCUAUCGUAUGGUCGGUGUUUUUGUGGUGUCUAGUAUUUCUGCUUGGUAACGUGGAGAGUGCACCGCCCGGAAUAUGCGCGAUGGACGAGUGCAACUGUACCGUCAAGGCACACCGUUGGGUUAACGUCAAGUGUGUCUUCUCCAACGAUCAGGACGUGGAGUUACUGGAGGGAACCAUUCCAUCGGAUGCGAUGGAGGUGGAGGUCUCUCACUGCAGGGAGUUGAGGAUCCAAUCGGGUGCUUUCGCGGAUGGCGCUCCUUUAAAACGAGUCCACGUGUCGGGGAUCUAUAGUCUGGUGGCUAAGAGGCAAGCCUUUCAGAAUUUGAGCGCCCCGAAUACGCAUCUCGAAGUGUCCGAGUGCAACAGCGUGAUCCUAGAGAGCCACGCGUUCAGGAAUUCGCGAGGGACACUCAGCGUUUCGAUAUCGAGAUGUAGGAACGUUGGAAUCAGACCGAAUGCCUUCUCUAGGCUGCUCUGGAUCACGAUUAGGGAGGUGCCCACUCUGGAGCUGUCCAGCAACGCGUUCAAACUCGAAGCUUCUCAACACGGCAGACAUGGACCAGCGACCAAGAUUAUGUUCCAAACCGUGAGAAUCAUGGAGUUGCCGACAGCGGUAUUCCCAUCGGCGGUUGCAGAGGUUCGGAUGGAUGAUAUCUGGACAAAGGUGAUCCGCAAGAAUGCCUUCUGCGCGAUGACGAUUUUCAGUGUGACUAUCAGCAACGCGACGAUCUUAGAGAUCGAGACCGGAGCGUUCAGCGACAGAGCGUUAAUCCAAAGCCUAGAGUUCGUCGACGUCAGAUUGAAGAGCAUAGAGAGGGGAGCCUUCCGGGCUGGCCACGACAACCUCACGAUACAAUAUUCAAGGUUGUCCGAAGUAGAGACCGGCGCCAUCGACAUAUCCGCUGCCACGGUCAGCUUCAACAAUAACGAGUUCUUAAACCUGCACCAAGGCGCGAUCGUUCUGCAUCAGUGGAAUCACAUAGCCAUCGACUACAAUCUCUUCAUCGAUCUGGAAACCGACGCGAUCAUGGCAGAGGUGGACGCGACAUCAGCGCCCAACUUCGAGUUCUCCUUUACGGGGAAUCACAUAGAGAAGGCGAGACCUGGUUCCUUGAAAUUCGCGGCGAUCUCGCAACGAGUGAAUUCUGCCAGAGUCGGUAAUAAUUACUUCAAGGAGAAGUGCAGAUGUGGCCUGGACAGUUGGACACGCGAAGUGACGGGGAAGAACAGCUCUGUAUCCUGGAUGAUGGAUUCGAGCUUCUGCGUAGUCGACCAACUUCUCGACAAGUGCUUCAAUCUCCCACAGGGCUACAUGUCCAUGAGCAAUUUUACAAAAAUUAUCUGUGGUCCUGGCAGUCAUAUCGUCUGUGAGAAGCCAUCUGCUAAGCCAGAGCCAAGCGUCAGUCCACCAAGCGUUGGUCCACACGUGUAUCCAAGGCACAAGGGUUACUUCGACGUGGAGAUGAGCGACUCUGAGCAAUUGCAACGCGAGAAGAGGAUUAUCGUAGUGAUCUGUGUGGUAGCUGUAUUCAUCGUGCUGGUGGUCAUCUUAGCUUCCGGAAUUCUGUAUAUGCGCCGUAGCGGCGUGUGCCCAAAGUUAACGUCCGGUCAUCUGAUAAACUUUGCCAGCUGGUUGUCACCCAGCAGUGGAAUGACCGCUGCCACUUCUGCCAGAUCGAUAUCCAGAUUAAGCGUGCACGAAUACGCAGGACUUCAGCCGGAGACACGAAUUCUGGAGGUUGAGACUCAAGCAGAGCCGGCGGAGGAAGACGAAGAAGAUGCCGAAGGAUUGUAUCCUUAUACCGAGAACAAAGCGACGCAAACGUUACCCGAGGAGUUAACGGAGGAGUACCUGAGGGAUCUCAGAGAACGACUGAACGAUCCUGACAACUACAAUCAGGCAAGGGACAUGAUAGAACACCUGUACGAUCUGAUUAAAGUGGAAGAGAGCUGCAACAAUAACAACGACAGACAACCAUCGGGCAGGGAGGAGAACACGUACGAUGUGAUUCAGCCGAGACAAAGGAGACUCAGAGGUGCAGCAAAACCUUCCGUUAGUGUCGGUACUAAAGCACCGUCUUUGGAGAAACUAUUGCCCAGUGGAAUACAACCUAGACCACCUCUGACGGAAUACACGGAGCCACGAGAUCAGAGGCCUAACGAACAGAAUCACUUGUACGCCGAACUACCUGGUGACGAGACGGUUCCCAGUACCAGUAGACUAUCUCAACCUAUCCUGGCGACUUUGGCUGGAAGAGCGCCGCAACCAUUGCCGCCAGACGUCGUAAACGACCAUCUAAUCAAUGAUCACUCGAACCAAGCAUUCGCUAGCUCGAAGACUGAAAACCACAGGCCUCCAGACAGUCCUAAGUUCGAAGCUCCUAGAAAUCAGGGCAGACCCAUGAGUUUUUUAAAGGCUCUCGGCGAAAGUAUUCUCGGCGGAUCGAAAACCGGCAACAACAAAAGGCCCAAUUCUCUGCUCUGUGAAUACGCCGAACCGUCCGAUGCGACUGCCCAUCUAUACUCGGAACUACCCGAACCUCAAACGUCGACUCCAGCGAGCAAGAUGGCCAACAGACCGCUACCCACCAAACCCGACCAAGAUUCCGUGAACGUGGCGAGGGCAUAACGAACGCCCAUCGUCGAUUGUCUGUGAUAAGUGCGCGAGAGUGGCAAGACUACUACGAAGUGAAUCGUGCUCUCUCGUUCUUUUUUUCCUAAUAAUCGUUCGUCGAACAACGAUGAUUUUCGUGCCUGGUGACCGAACGUGUUAGUAGAGUUUCGUCGAAGAGGAACAGUGCCAGAUAUGUAAGAAUCGAACACUUUUUAUGAUUUUUAUGAUACUAGUUUAAGAAGCUUUUGUAUAAAAAAAAGAAAGAAAGAAAAAUAGGGAAAUUCAUAGAAAGGAUGAACAUUGUUCGGUUUCGUUGUAACUUUUCUUUUGUUUGUAUGGAAGAAAUAGUUAAUUGGACGAGCGAUGAAAGACGAGUUUUAUUUAACGACUGGCCCCGAGACGCGAAUGUAUCAUAGAUUUAUAUAUAUAUAUAUAUAUUUGCUUCGUCAGGUAUUAUUAAAAAAGUAUUCCACAUUC